Messenger RNA from Oryza sativa Japonica Group (Japanese rice), 1623 nucleotides. Its product is annotated as serine/threonine-protein kinase AFC2. Gene Ontology annotation, biological process: protein phosphorylation. The record is from RefSeq and is a predicted model, not a curated record. Lineage: Eukaryota; Viridiplantae; Streptophyta; Magnoliopsida; Poales; Poaceae. Gene Ontology annotation, molecular function: protein serine/threonine kinase activity; ATP binding. Gene Ontology annotation, cellular component: nucleus.
UUCCCCGCAAUAAAGCAACGCAGCUAGGGUUCGCCCUCCCCCUCCCCCAAAUCACAUCCAAUCCAGAGAAAAAUUCUCCGAUCGCCGCCGCCGCUGGUUCGAUUCGCCGAGGCCGAGCCGAGAGAGAGAGAUCGAGAGGGAUGGAGUGCUUGGCCGAGAUGCCGCGCGCGCCGCUGGCCGACCGCCGCCCGCGGAAGAGGCAGCGGCUGGGGUGGGACGUCGGCCCCGAGAUCCACCAGGUUCAGAUAGGGUUAUGUGGGCAAGAAGUUGCAAAUGUCAUCAGUGCUGUGACGCUGGGUCUCUCGUCCCAGGAAAUCCCUCGUUUUGCUUCCCCUCCUCUGAGAGAAGAUGACAAGGAUGGACACUUUGUCUUUGCUGUUGGAGACAACCUCACACCACGAUACAGGAUUAAUGCAAAAAUGGGUGAAGGUACCUUUGGUCAGGUAUUGGAAUGUUGGGAUAGGGAAAGGAAAGAAAUGGUGGCCAUUAAGAUCAUCAGAGGCAUUAAGAAGUACAGGGAUGCUGCAAUGAUAGAAAUUGGCAUGCUCGAGCAGCUUGGUAAAUAUGAAAAAAGUAGAUCCAGUUGUGUUCAAAUUCGGAACUGGUUUGACUAUCGUAACCAUAUCUGUAUUGUCUGUGAGAAGCUUGGACCAAGCUUAUAUGAUUUUCUGCGGAAAAACAGUUACCGCUCAUUCCCAAUUGCCCUAGUUCGGGAGGUUGCCAAACAACUGUUGGAAUGUAUAGCAUUUAUGCAUGAAUUGCGCCUCAUUCACACUGAUUUAAAGCCUGAGAACAUUCUUCUUGUUUCUCCAGAGUACAUUAAAGUGCCCGAUUACAAAGUUUCAUCCCGUUCUCCAAAGGAAGGUUCCUAUUUCAAGCAGCUGCCCAAGUCCAGUGCUAUUAAGGUGAUUGAUUUUGGCAGCACAACAUAUGACCAGCAGGAUCAGACCUAUGUGGUGUCUACUAGGCAUUAUCGAGCUCCAGAAGUUAUCUUGGGACUUGGAUGGAGUUACCCCUGUGAUAUAUGGAGUGUUGGUUGUAUACUGGUUGAGCUAUGCACGGGAGAAGCAUUGUUUCAGACCCAUGAAAACUUGGAGCAUCUUGCUAUGAUGGAGAGGGUAUUUGGUCCUUUGCCAUGUCACAUGCUCAAAAGGGCAGACCGGCAUUCCGAGAAAUAUGUCAGAAAAGGCCGUUUAAACUGGCCUGAAGGUUGUGCGUCACGGGAUAGCAUGAAAGCUGUUAUGAAGCUGCCACGUCUUCAGAAUCUGGUGAUGCAAAAUGUAGAUCAUUCUGGGGGCGAGUUCAUUGACCUUUUGCAAGGUCUGUUAAGGUAUGAUCCAGCUAGCCGCCUAACAGCACAAGAGGCGCUUAGGCAUCCAUUCUUGAGGGAGCAGUCCGAGCGAAGAAGAUGACGAAAAUCGUAUGUCGAUUUUCAUCUGACACCUCUAACUUGUAUUGUCUGAGCUCGAAAAGUCUAUUCACAAAUCGUGAAGUUUGUAUUUCUGUUUGUAACCUCAGCAAGCAUUUGUAUAUAGAAGACCUGUAUUUACAAGUUGAUCUGUAUCAGUCUGAAUCAUAAAUUAAGUGUUUUGAAGAUGUUUUGCUUGGCUAGCAGUUUUGGCC